AUGACAGUCUCAAAUUAUAUUGUUUCUCUAGCGGAGGCUCAAACACGGCUUCCUCCUCCAGUGGCAUCUAGUCGGUUGCUCGAACAAAUCGAUCAGCAGGUAGAGCAGCUUCCUAUCCUCGUGGUUCUCGAUGACGAUCCCACUGGAACACAAACAUGUCAUGGAAUCAAUGUCUUGACAGUGUGGGACGAUGCAACUUUGGUAGAAGAGUUUCACACAUGCGACCGUGGAUUCUUCAUACUCACCAACUCGCGCGCGCUCCCUACCGCUGAAGCCCGGAAACUCAUAUCUGAUAUCUGUACUGCCGUGAAGAAGGCAGCAGUACAGGCACAAAAGACCUUCGAAAUCGUCUUACGCGGUGAUUCGACUUUACGUGGACAUUUUCCCGAUGAGCCCCAGAUUGCCGAGGAGGUAAUUAGGAAAGUCGAUGGCUGGAUCCUCGCACCGUUCUUCCGACAAGGCGGGAGGUUCACCAUUGACGAUGUCCACUAUGUGGCCGAUGCUGAAGGGAAUCUAGUUCCGGCUGCCCAAACCAUUUUUGCAAAGGAUGCAACAUUCGGGUACACAAGCUCCAAUCUGAUUGACUACGUAGUCGAGAAGUCAAAUGGCUCAAUUCCUCGUCAUCGUGUGCAGUCUAUCUCUCUGCAUGAUAUCAGGGAGGGGGGUGUUUCUGCUGUGGCAGAAAGGUUACUCAAAUUUGCUCAAGGGUCUAUCAUCAUUGUCAACGCUAUAGUUGAUACUGAUCUGGAAAUCUUUGUUCUUGGACUGCUGCAGGCGAAAUCUGCUGGUCGCAACUAUAUUUAUAGGACAGGAGCUGCCUUUGUAUCGACACGACUAGCGAUAAGGCCAAAGCCUCCCCUCAGUGCAGGAGAUUUAGGACUGAACACUGAGGCGUCUUCUCCAGGCGGGUUGAUCAUUGCCGGGUCCUACGUGUCCAAAACAACCGAUCAGCUUCAAUCCCUGACUUCAGGCCGUGGACCCGCGCUAAAGGUCAUCACUCUGGACGUAGAGAGUCUGCUAAAUAACACUGAAAGCAGCUACAGUACGGUAUUAAGUGCUUCUGAUGAAGCUGGCAAAUAUAUUUCUGAUGGACAAGACGUCCUAAUCAUGACAAGCAGACGACUAGUUAGCAGCCAUGACGAGCUCUCCGGUUUGCAGAUAGGAAGCAUUGUGUCUAAUGCGUUGGUUCUGUUUCUACGGCUUCUAAUUCCCCGGCCUCGAUACAUCAUUGCCAAGGCGAGUUGUCUUCUGUGUAAAACAAUGAUGUAA
Molecule: messenger RNA, 1269 nt
Organism: Aspergillus oryzae RIB40
Lineage: Eukaryota; Fungi; Ascomycota; Eurotiomycetes; Eurotiales; Aspergillaceae
Exons: 2
Coding region: 1-1269 (422 amino acids)
Source: RefSeq, a predicted model, not a curated record